AUGGUAUCAGGCUCAGGGAUCUGCGCGAAGAGAGUUGUGGUGGAUGCGAGGCACCACAUGCUGGGCCGCCUGGCCUCCAUCUUAGCCAAGGAGCUUUUGAAUGGACAGAAAGUGGUGGUGGUCAGGUGCGAGGAAAUCUGCUUGUCAGGUGGCCUCGUUCGCCAGAAGAUGAAGUACUUGCGGUUUCUUCGUAAGCGUAUGAACACCAAGCCGUCCCAUGGCCCCAUACAUUUCCGUGCUCCAUCCAAGAUCCUCUGGCGCACCAUCCGUGGGUCUGUAACUAGUCUUUAUGCAAGUCUGGCAAUGCAGCAGCUACCAAUUGUUGCAAUGCCUUCUUCCGUUGGCCGUGGGCGAGGGGGUGGGUUGGAGAUACUUGAUACCCAUAUGCCCCUGCCUCAUUUCCUUUCUACUCGGGGUACAGGCCGAGGGGGUGGGUUGGAGAUAGCUAAUCUGAGGCGGAAGAAGGGACGAGACAGGUACAUGAAACAUGGUUAUCCUUUUGGUUUAGGUCGGUCUCCUCCUCUGAACUAUGCACAUGUCUCCUCCUCUGAACUAUGCACAUUGAACGUAGAUGGUGAAAUUUUGGAUUUUGAAGUUGAACGUCGAUGCUGA
Molecule: messenger RNA, 612 nt
Organism: Fraxinus pennsylvanica
Lineage: Eukaryota; Viridiplantae; Streptophyta; Magnoliopsida; Lamiales; Oleaceae
Source: the annotation of a GenBank genome assembly